GACGGCCGGCCCGGGCCGGGAAGCGGGGUCCAGGCCGGGCUCUGCGCGCCGCAGCCCGCCCGAGCUCCUGUCCUCCCCGGGCCUCCGUGUCCGCGCCGUGGAGGGGCCGGGGCCUCCACUCGCCCUUCCCGGCCGCCUGCGCGCGCGGCGACGAGCCGGGCCCCGGCCCGGGCGGACCUGCACGGACGCGGCCCAGCCCGCCGAGAGCCGCAUCCCGCGGUGGGGUGGGAGUGCGGGGCGCGCAGUAAACACGUGGGCAAACAGGGCAACGUCAGCUGGUGGGAGGUGCCAAGAGGAUGAGGAGCGGGCCCUCGAGGAGGGUUCAGCCGAGCAAAGCCUUGGACCUGGAGACCUGUGAGGCCUGCAUCCACUUAAUCAUGGAGAGGAUUGCCUCGGGCCACCAGCCCCUUGGGUGAGGCCUCUGCCUGGGGCUCCGUGGAUGGUUCCGAAUCAUGGAGGCGAAGAGGACUCCUCCAGCCAGGAGACCUUGUUGAAAGUCGUGGCCCAGCUCGGCCGGCUCUCCCUGCGGCUGUUUUCGGGAGGGGUGCCUGCCCCCACUGACCCAGAGCGAGGGAGUUGGAGCUUCCCCGGAUGGGGAGGUGGGCCCUCGACGUGGCCUAUGUGUGGAAGGCAGUGUUGACUCUGGGGCUGGUCCUUCUCUACUACUGCUUCUCCAUCGGCAUCACCUUCUACAACAAAUGGCUGACGAAGAGCUUCCACUUCCCGCUCUUCAUGACGAUGCUGCACCUGGCCGUGAUCUUCCUGUUCUCUGCCCUGUCCAGGGCCCUGGUUCAGUGCUCCAGCCACAGGGCCCGUGUGGUGCUGAGCUGGACGGACUACCUCAGGAGAGUAGCUCCCACAGCCCUGGCGACAGCGCUUGACGUGGGCUUGUCCAACUGGAGCUUCCUCUACAUCACCGUCUCGCUGUACACAAUGACCAAGUCUUCCGCUGUCCUCUUCAUCUUGAUCUUCUCCCUGAUCUUCAAGCUGGAGGAGCUGCGUGCGGCCCUGGUCCUGGUGGUCCUCCUCAUCGCCGGGGGCCUCUUCAUGUUCACCUACAAGUCCACGCAAUUCAACGUGGAGGGCUUUGCCUUGGUGCUGGGGGCCUCAUUCAUCGGUGGCAUUCGCUGGACCCUCACCCAGAUGCUCCUGCAGAAGGCGGAACUUGGGCUCCAGAACCCCAUCGACACCAUGUUCCACCUGCAGCCACUCAUGUUUCUGGGGCUCUUCCCUCUCUUCGCCAUCUUUGAAGGUCUCCAUUUGUCCACGUCUGAGAAGAUCUUCCGUUUCCAGGACACCGGGCUGCUCCUGGGGGUACUAGGGAGCCUCUUCCUUGGAGGGAUCCUCGCCUUCGGUCUGGGCUUCUCUGAGUUCCUCCUGGUCUCCAGAACCUCCAGCCUCACUCUCUCCAUUGCUGGCAUUUUUAAGGAAGUCUGCACUCUGCUGUUGGCAGCUCAUCUGCUGGGGGAUCAGAUCAGCCUCCUGAACUGGCUGGGCUUCGCCCUCUGCCUCUCGGGCAUAUCCCUGCAUGUUGCUCUCAAAGCCCUGCACUCCAGAGGUGAUGGUGGCCCCAAACCCUUGAAGGGCCUGGGCUCCCACCCUGACCUGGAGCUGUUGCUGCGGAGCGGCCAGCCGGAGGAAGAGAACAAUGAGGAGGAGGACUACUUUGGGGCCCAGGGGCAGCAGUGACCAGCCAGGGGACCUGCUGGGAGCCAGGCUGCUCCCAAGCCUCACACCUCACAGCAGCCUGGGGACCCGGGUGGCUCUUCACAACAGCCGGGGAGCAGUGGGCCAGGACUCUCCCGGGCUGGGCCUCGGGGAGCACGGGACCACAUGGCAGGGCUUGGUCAGGGAACUGGUCGAACAGAGGGGCGAGCGUCAGACCAGAGCAGGGCCUAAGCCGCGCUGGAGUCACAGCGGGACAAGGGAGCGGGCUGGUCUCAGCUGCUUGCCAGGCUCUGACAGCCCAGGUGGUGAUUUCCGGGGGAGAGCAGGUUUCUAAGGGGACCGGGUUUAGACUGCGGAGCGGUUGGGAAGGGUUGAUGGAGAGCCUGGAGCCUCAUCACCUGGAGCCCAUCUUUUCUCAGUACAGGUCUAUUUAUAGUUUGGAAAUAAAGGAUUUACGGUCCACUGGCCUAGACUGGCCUAGUGUUGCCUAGAGGGGUGGGGGUGGGAGGGGGCGGUGUGGGCCUUGCUCUCCCGUUCUUCCCCUGCCUGGGACCUUCAGAUGACUGGUCAGACUCCAGGCUUCCUGCAUCUCUUGUACUCCUCUCGGGGCCCCAGCACACCGACAGGCAGGAAAAAAUACGUGCGGAGCACUAUUCUGGGGCGGUUAGUGCUUUCACAGCGUGGAUUUGAAUCCUGACUGUCACUUUGAGCUGUGUGACCUUGAGCAAAUUACUUAACCUCUCUGUACCACAGUAUUUUUCUCUGUGAAAUGGGAAUAAUUAUCUCAGUUGUUCAGAUCGAGUCAAUAUUGAUAACAGAUUAAAUGUUAUAUAUAUAA
Molecule: messenger RNA, 2506 nt
Organism: Mirounga angustirostris (Northern elephant seal)
Lineage: Eukaryota; Metazoa; Chordata; Mammalia; Carnivora; Phocidae
Gene: SLC35H1
Product: solute carrier family 35 member C2
Exons: 10
Coding region: 592-1689 (365 amino acids)
Biological process (GO): UDP-glucose transmembrane transport
Cellular component (GO): cis-Golgi network; endoplasmic reticulum-Golgi intermediate compartment; Golgi apparatus
Molecular function (GO): antiporter activity
Source: RefSeq, a predicted model, not a curated record